UAAAGAUUGUAAUUCAAAACCACUUUUCUUCAACUUUAAUUUUUCAGUCGAAAACUGACCUGUUGGUCCUGUUCGCAGGUCUGAAGGACAGAAGGAGGUCAGUCGUAUCUAGGGAAGGGAAGGUCAAAUAAUGUUUACAUCACUGGUUUAUUUAUACUGUAUUAAAUAAUACGUUUAUUUAACGAACGAAAUAUUGAUCAGUUCAUUCCUAUCGCAGUAUCAACAUCGUUGAAUACCUUUUAUUAUACCGGAUGACAGUAUUAUGAAUGAAAAUAAUAAACACAGAGGAUAAAGUUAAUACGAAGUGAUAACAACUGCUUUUAUUUAUUUCGUGAUUAUCGGUAUUCACUGUGAUGCAGAAAUAUGAAAAACUUGAAAAAAUCGGGGAAGGUACAUAUGGAACUGUGUUUAAAGCCAAGAAUAAAGAAACUCAUGAGAUUGUAGCACUAAAAAGAGUUCGUUUGGAUGAUGAUGAUGAUGAGGGUGUACCCAGCUCGGCAUUACGAGAGAUCUGUCUACUGAAAGAAUUAAAACACAAGAACAUUAUUAAAUUAUAUGAUAUUAUGAUAAGUGAGAAAAAACUUACUUUGGUUUUUGAGUACUGUGACCAGGAUUUGAAAAAAUACUUUGAUAGCUGUCAAGGGGAAGUUGAUGCUAAUAUUGUAAAGUCUUUCAUGUAUCAGUUAUUACGAGGACUGGCAUUUUGUCAUGCGAAUAAUGUACUACAUCGCGACCUCAAGCCUCAAAAUCUACUAAUUAAUAAGGAUGGGGAGUUAAAAUUGGGUGAUUUUGGAUUAGCUCGACCGUUUGGUAUUCCCGUUCGCUGUUAUUCUGCUGAGGUUGUAACAUUAUGGUAUCGUCCGCCAGAUGUUUUAAUGGGAGCGAAGAUUUACACGACCUCAAUAGACAUGUGGUCAGCUGGAUGCAUUUUUGCAGAAUUGUCGAAUGGCGGAAGACCUCUUUUCCCAGGGAGCGACGUUGAUGACCAACUAAGAAAAAUAUACAAAAUCUUAGGAUCACCAAAUGAAGAGGCUUGGCCUGGAAUGACAAAAUUGCCAGAGUAUAAAGAUUAUGGGUUCCAUCUUCCAGUAUCGUUAUCUCACGUUGUUCCAAAACUUCCAUCCAUUGGCAGGGACCUACUACAGAAAUUGCUCGUGUUCAAUCCAUUAAUGCGUAUGGCUGCAGACGUUGCAAUGAAUCAUCAAUAUUUCAAUGAUCUUAAUCCUUUAAUCAAAAACUGAUUAUACCAGAUCUGUUCUAAUUUAAGUAACUCCGCUUUCAAAGAAGCAAGAAAAAUAUUCUGCAUAAUCGUGAAUACAUGCAUAAAAUCAACUUUUGUUGUACAUCAACUCAACCUACUAUUUACUGUAAGUUAAUAUAGGGAAUAUUGGUUAAACGUGUGCUAUAAUAUCCCCGAACGAUAUCACUAUGCUUUUGUAGAGAAACCAUAUGAACAUCUUGCUCAACAAUAGCUGUAUAGUAAUAAUUAAACACUGGUAGCAAAACCAAAAAUGUUGAUCAAUAUUUAGUUCAAAAGUAUAAAAACUGGAAUUGAUUUUGAAAGCAAUGAGUAUAACUAACUUGUCUACAUCUA
Molecule: messenger RNA, 1594 nt
Organism: Dendronephthya gigantea
Lineage: Eukaryota; Metazoa; Cnidaria; Anthozoa; Malacalcyonacea; Nephtheidae
Product: cyclin-dependent-like kinase 5
Exons: 12
Coding region: 354-1241 (295 amino acids)
Biological process (GO): protein phosphorylation
Cellular component (GO): cytoplasm; nucleus
Molecular function (GO): ATP binding; cyclin-dependent protein serine/threonine kinase activity
Source: RefSeq, a predicted model, not a curated record